This is a messenger RNA of Kwoniella shivajii, 984 nucleotides long. RefSeq lists its product as uncharacterized. The transcript has 6 exons. Gene Ontology annotation, cellular component: cytoplasmic exosome (RNase complex); nuclear exosome (RNase complex). Bases 1 to 984 code for a protein of 327 amino acids. Gene Ontology annotation, biological process: TRAMP-dependent tRNA surveillance pathway; U4 snRNA 3'-end processing; poly(A)-dependent snoRNA 3'-end processing. The record is from RefSeq and is a predicted model, not a curated record. Gene Ontology annotation, molecular function: RNA binding. NCBI's taxonomy places the organism in Eukaryota, Fungi, Basidiomycota, Tremellomycetes, Tremellales, Cryptococcaceae.
AUGUUCGUAAUCAAAACCGUUCCUCCAUCCUCCACCCAAACAUUCGCAGAUGAUAUGCCUGCCACUCAUCGAAAACAUCAAAUCGAAAUAGACGCUAUGCAAGUUGAUGAAGAUGAAUACGGUGCUGGCCCAAGCAAGAGAACCAUAGUCACACCUGGAGAGAUUAUCACGAGCUCAAAGGAGUAUAUGAGAGGACAUGGUACUUAUGUCGAGGAAGUGAAUGUCGUUUCGAGUGUAACUGGUACUAUUGAAAGAGUGAAUAAGUUGAUCUCUGUCAAACCUGUGCGAUCAAAAUACACACCGGAAGUAGGCGAUCUAGUCAUCGGACGAAUAGUUGAAGUUGGUCCUCAACGAUGGAGGGUCGAUGCGAACGGUCGUCAAGAUGCAGUACUGAUGCUUUCAUCUGUUAAUCUGCCUGGAGGUGUCCAAAGAAGAAAGAUAGAAAGUGAUGCGCUAAAAAUGAGGGAAUUUUUAGCUGAAGGUGAUCUGCUAGUCGCUGAGGUUCAGGCUUUCUUUGGUGAUGGUGCAAUGUCACUACAUACUCGAUCCCUGAAAUAUGGUAAACUACGUAAUGGUCAACUCCUCACUGUACCUCCUCAACUUAUUCGAAGAUUGAAAUCACAUUUCCAUCAUAUCCCUCCACCAUGUGGACCAUCAGGUGUAGAUAUCAUCUUGGGGUUGAACGGUUUUAUUUGGGUAUCAAGUGGUACUUCUCAAGAGAAAAGAGAAGGGGGAGAAGGAUUUGAUUCUGAAGGUGUAUAUAGUGAUAAGAAUGAUGAUAUAACACCCGAAGGAAGACAAGCUAUUUCAUCCGUUGCCAACUUGAUCAAAGUGCUCGCAGAUCAAGGUAUACCUCUAACGGAUACUCUGAUAGAAGAGGCGUCCAAUUGGAUGAACCAAAAUCAAUUACCAAUCGGACCAUUAGUUAAAAAUGAUGAACAAAGGUUAUUAGCUGAAGUCGUUGGUGUAGAUGUAACAGAGUAG